Chenopodium quinoa (quinoa) is the source of this 927-nucleotide messenger RNA. RefSeq lists its product as uncharacterized. The record is from RefSeq and is a predicted model, not a curated record. The transcript is spliced from 3 exons. The coding region runs from base 120 to 650 and encodes 176 amino acids. Lineage: Eukaryota; Viridiplantae; Streptophyta; Magnoliopsida; Caryophyllales; Amaranthaceae.
AUUGAUGAAUUGUAAGCCUUCUCCAUUCAGUACAACAACAAGCUUUUCCUCAUAUCAUCAAAUUUAAUUAGAAGGCAAUACUACUCAUUAAGGCUAGGACAAACUGAGCACAAGGAAUUAUGGCGGAUUUGAUCACAGCCGAAGAAGUGCGCUUGGUGAAUCCGGAGGCUGAUUACGAGACUUUGAAAGCGGAGUUGGAUGCCAAGGUGAACACCGCCGAGGGUAAUGUUGAGUUAAGUGCUGAUCAAGUGUUAUUGAACACACAGUUCUUAAACCUUUGCCCGGACAAAAUACAAAGAAUUGAUCGGCGUUUUUGGUCUGGCUCUGUGGUCACUGAUCGUCCAACUCUUAGUAGCGGCUAUUACACCGUUCUUACCCAGAAAGGCACCAAGCCUGAAGGCGUCAAGUGGGGCCAAGUCUGGGCUAAUGGUACCGCUGAUGACACCACUGCUCGUAAGUGGAUUGUGGCUUUUGAUACCGCUGCUGGCAAGGCUUAUGCUGAAGCAGGACCAAUGGGUCCAGUUGAUUGGAACGUAAUUGAAGUGAGACUGGGUUUGUCCGGAAGCAAAACCGAGCACACUGACCCCAUUCUUGGAGGCAACGUACUUGCUACGAUAGAUGGCCUCAAGGCAUAUGCACAUUUCCGCUGAAUGAUAGAGCUUGCUAAGCUAUACUUAAAAGUUAAAUCUACAUACUAUGGAGUAUGUGCGCUACGAAUAACGAAUUUGCUUUAAAUGUCAGUCAUGUAUUGUGUUACUUUUCUUUUUAUUUCAAGUACUUUUAUGUAACAAAUAAUUAAGAUGCUUCUAUGCAUCUAAAUUCCAAAUGAUUUAUGCUUGUAAGAUCUAUCACCGCAGACAAUCUUUGUAUGGAAUUUACUACUCGUUUUAUUCAAUUGUUAUUCCUAAUUUAUAUUUAUCAUUUUAU